GUGAUGGGGAGGCCAAGCAACAGCCACGGGGGCGGGGGCGACGAGGAGCGGCUGCCCCUCCGCGGCGUGCUGGAGACGUCCCCGUCCCAUCACGCCGCGGUGCAGGCCAAGGACAAGGAGGCGAGGCGCGGGGGCAGCAGGCUCUGGCGCGCGUCCGUGCGCGCGGGGCUGCUGCUCUGCCUGCUGACCGUCCCGGCCGUCCUGCUGCUGCUGUGGUGGCAGGCCGACUCCUCGCCGCAGUGGGUCUUCGACUUCGAGCCACCCGAGGAAGACGACGACCAAGAUAUACAAGACGACAUGUCAGACGAUCUAUCUCCGUCGCCGCAAAUAGAGUACGAUCGUCUUCUGGGCGGCCUUCUCGUCGAGGGUUUUGACGACAAAUCAUGCAGAAGCAGGUACCGUUUCGCACGCUACCACAGUUCACCGAGCAUACCUUCUCCGUACCUCAUAGAGAGGCUAAGGAAACAAGAAGCUCUGCAGAAGAAGUGCGGCCCAGGCACCAGAGCAUACAGGGAAGCUUCGAAGCAGCUGAAAUCCGGUCAGAGCAUGAGCAUCAACGCCACAGACGACUGCAACUACCUGUUCCUUAUCAUCCACGCCGGCUUAGGGAACCGGAUGCUCGAGAUCACUUCGGCGUUCCUCUACGCGCUGCUCACGAACCGGAUCUUGCUCCUGGACCGUUACAAGGAGAUCGCGGAUCUUUUCUGCGAGCCCUUUCCUGGAACGUCGUGGCUGGUUCCUUCGGACUUCCCUCUGAACGACGACGAGUUCGGCCAGAGCAGCGCUGAGAGCUACGGCAACAUGCUGCAGAACAAGGCUUUCGGUGGUGGUACGGACCGAUCUUUGGUUGGCAACAGACUCCCUCCCUAUGUGUACCUCCACCUGGACGGCAACUAUGGUUUCCACGACAAACUCUUCUUCUGCGAGGACGACCAGCAGUUCCUGCGAGGUGUUCCGUGGCUGGUCAUGAGGACGGACAUGUACUUCGUGCCGUCCCUGUUCCUCGUUCCAGCUUUCCAGGACGAGCUCGGCAGGCUGUUUCCUGAGAAAGACACCGUCUUCCAUCACUUGGCGCGCUAUCUUUUCCAUCCGACAAAUGGCGUCUGGUAUUCGGUUACAAGAUGCUUCAGGUCCUACCUGGCCAAAGCGGAAAAAAGGGUGGGAAUUCAGAUCAGGAUAUAUGAAACCAAAGGUAUCUUGCAGAGAAACGGCCCGUUCCCACACAUUCUGAACCAGAUCCUCUCGUGUGCUCAAAACGAGAAGCUGCUUCCAGAAAUCAGUAUGGCAGAGGGAGCAGCCGAUGGGACUCGGAAUAACCGAACAGCAGCCGGGAGUGGGACUCGGAACAACCGGACGAUCGCUGUUCUAACGACUUCUCUGAGCGCUUGGUACAGCGAGCAGAUCCAGGAGAAGUACGACGAGCAGUCGGCUGUUGAUGGCGUGUCUGUCAGAGUGUUCCAGCCGAGCCACGAGGAGUACCAGAGGUCGAGGAACAAGGGGCACAACAUGAAGGCGCUUGCUGAGAUCUACCUAUUGAGCAUGACCGACGUGCUGAUCACCAGUGGCUUUUCCACGUUCGGGUACGCUGCUCAGGGGCUCGCCGGCCUGAAGCCGUGGAUCAUGCUUAAGUCGGAGAACCACGUGACGCCAGACCCACCGUGCGUCCGCGCCAUGUCCAUCGAGCCGUGCUUCCAUCAAGCUCCCUUCUACGACUGCAAGGCGAGGAAGGACACCGAUUUGGGCAAGGUAGUGCCUUACGUGAGGCACUGCGAGGACGUGAGCUGGGGGCUCAAGAUUGUAGAUCAAACUCAUUUGUAGUGUAGCUGUAAUCUGGUCAGGACUCACGGCAGACUUGCUUGCUAACUAGGGCAGAACUAUUGUUAUUCUUAUUCUUAAUCUGCGAAACACAAAGGAACCAUACAAAAUGUAUUCUUUCCCUCCUGUAUUUGAUCCAAGUGUAGAUAGUUGAUAGACAGAUCCAUUAAUCUGUUCAUCCUCUGAUGUCAAAAGGAAGAGAAACAUGUUUACU
Molecule: messenger RNA, 2029 nt
Organism: Zea mays
Lineage: Eukaryota; Viridiplantae; Streptophyta; Magnoliopsida; Poales; Poaceae
Exons: 2
Coding region: 4-1818 (604 amino acids)
Biological process (GO): xyloglucan biosynthetic process; cell wall biogenesis
Cellular component (GO): membrane; Golgi apparatus
Molecular function (GO): galactoside 2-alpha-L-fucosyltransferase activity
Source: RefSeq, marked provisional